CGGUACACACGCUUAAAGAUCUUACGAAACUUCCAGUUUACUCUGCAAGCAAUCAAAAAAGAAUUUUUUAAUGCUCUACUUGUAAAGUAUGAGAUGCGAAUUCUCUACCUCUAAAGUAUGAGAUGCGAGUCAAGUUGGUAUAGUUGGAAGCCAUGACUGAUAUUUUCUCCGAUGGAGCCGCCCGCUGUUUCCUUGGUCUCUGAUAUUGGUGUGAAAAGGAAGAGUCUUGCAGUAAUACGUCCAGAAAAGAGAAGAAAGAGAUACUCACUCUUCCUGAGCAAUUUUGAUCAAAAAUUUGUGGGCUAUGUCACAACAUUUGUGCAUAUGUUUUCUGGAAAUCAGGAAAUAGAUUUUGAUGCCAUAAUCUAUCUUCACACGGAGGCGCUCCGUAGGAUGUUGGAUUUUUAUGACUUCAUAUCGGGGAGGCUAACGUUAAAUACAGAGCAACGGCGGUUUGAGAUCGAUUGUAAUGCUGCAGGAGUGCCCUUAGCAAUUUGCGCAAGUGAACUGACUUUGGAAGAGAUGGGAGACGUUACAUACCCAAAUUCCGCCUUCACUCAGCUUUGUUUAAUGCCCGAAUCUACCAAUCAAAUAUCAGAAGAAGACCAUCUCAUGUCUUUUCAGGUAACUCGGUUCAGAUGCGGCGGCUUUGCUGUGGGAACUGCUGUAAAUCACUGUCUUGUGGAUGGAUUUGCAUUGCACGAGUUUGCAAGCAACUUCGCCCACCUGAUUAGAAAGGGAGAUGUGGCAUUCCUACCCGUGAUUGAUCGUACCUGCUUGAAAGCGCGCGUUCCUCUUCAGAUUAAGUACGAGCACGAAGAGUUGAUGAAGCCUUCUCAACUGGGCAGUGAUUCCUCGCCUUUCAUGCAAAGAAACCUGGAUCUAGUGCCCAAUAAGAUGGCCCUGGAGAAGCAUGUUUUCAAGCUCUUCUCCUUAUCAGGAAAAAUGCUUGAUCUCCUCAAGCUGAAGGCAAAGGAAGGGGGAGUUUCUCAUUGCACAAGUUUCAUUGUAGCAUUGGCACACCUCUGGCGCACAAGAACUGCUGCAAUGGCAAACAUCAAUGCCAACGAUAUUACAAUAGUUCAGUAUUUCGUGGACAUAAGGUCAAAGAUGAGACCUCCUCUUCCACGGGAAUAUGUAGGCAAUGCAAUAAAGGCAGCUUAUGCAAAGGCAACAGCCAAAGAAUUACAAGAACAACAAUUUUACGAGACUGUCAAAAAAUUGGAAGAAGCGGGAAAUAGAUUGACUGAUGAGUACUUGAGGUCUACUAUAGACUGGCUUGAAUUACAUGAUGGAGUGAUGCGUCUGGAGAACGGGUUUUUGGCAACAUCGUUGACUCACAUGGAAUAUGAGGACAUUCAAAUUGUAAAAGGGGUUAAAUCAAUAUAUGCAGGCCCUGUGAUAUCUGGGACAGUCGAUCUCGUCGUAUUUAUGGCCGAUCCAAAGGACAAGGCUGGCAUAAAGAUUUUUAUUGCCUUGGAACCUUCCAACAUGGCCAGAUUUCAGCUUCUUUUUAAAGAUGUCGACAGUGAUAGAGCUGUUAGGUCUAAUCUGUAGGACUUUCUUUUGUUUGUCUAUUUAGAUGAAACAGCUAGAUAAACUUA
Molecule: messenger RNA, 1604 nt
Organism: Cryptomeria japonica (Japanese cedar)
Lineage: Eukaryota; Viridiplantae; Streptophyta; Pinopsida; Cupressales; Cupressaceae
Product: acyltransferase GLAUCE
Exons: 3
Coding region: 172-1557 (461 amino acids)
Molecular function (GO): acyltransferase activity, transferring groups other than amino-acyl groups
Source: RefSeq, a predicted model, not a curated record